Vanrija pseudolonga is the source of this 1728-nucleotide messenger RNA. RefSeq names its product Lactose permease. The transcript is spliced from 5 exons. Bases 1 to 1728 code for a protein of 575 amino acids. Gene Ontology annotation, molecular function: carbohydrate:proton symporter activity. Gene Ontology annotation, biological process: transmembrane transport; carbohydrate transport. The record is from RefSeq and is a predicted model, not a curated record. Gene Ontology annotation, cellular component: membrane. Lineage: Eukaryota; Fungi; Basidiomycota; Tremellomycetes; Trichosporonales; Trichosporonaceae.
AUGGGCACCGACGCUCCCCCCGCCAUCAGCACGUCGCACCACCUCGCGUCCAUCCUCGCGGGGCGCGACACGCGCUUCUUCAGCGGGAACCAGUUCAAGCUUACGCUGAUCAUCUGCCUUGUGCUCAUCACGUCCAUGACGAACGGGUACGAUGGCUCGGUGGGUCUAACGCCGAUGGGCACAGUUAACGCGCAGAUGAUGAACGGCCUUCAGGCGCUCAGCACGUGGAGGAACUACUUCGGCCACCCGGAGGAAAAGGCCACGCUGUUUGGGAUCUUCAACGCGAUCCAGAACAUGGGAUCGCUGUGCGGCCUCCCGUUCGCGCCGUACGUCUCCGACCGGUGGGGUCGGCGCAUGGGCAUCUUUGUCGGAUGCUGCAUCAUGCUUGUCGCGACUGCCAUCCAGACGAGCGCGCAGAACGUGGCCAUGUUCAUCGCUGCGCGCGGCAUGAUUGGCUUUGGGCUUUCGUUUGCGACUAUCGCCAGUCCGAUCCUCAUCACGGAACUCGCGUUUCCUACGCACCGCGCGCCGUUCACCGCGCUGUACAACACGCAAUGGUACCUCGGCUCGAUCGUCGCCGCGUGGACGACGUACGGCACCUUCCGCAUGGCGAACAACUGGGGCUGGCGCAUCCCGUCCCUGCUGCAGGGCCUGCCGUCCAUCAUCCAGUUCUUCCUCAUCUGGACGAUCCCCGAGUCGCCGCGCUGGCUCAUCGCCCACGGGCGCAAGGACGAAGCAGUGGCCUUCAUCACGACGUACCACUGUAACGGGGACCCCGCGGACCCGCUCAUCGCGUUCGAGGUGGACGAGAUCGAGGAGACGAUCCGGCAGGAGCAGUCGGCGAAAUCAGCCUCGUCCUUCCGCAGCCUGUUCGCGACGCGCCCCAACCGCCGGCGCAUGCGCCUCAUCAUCGCGCUCGCCGUCUUCUCCCAGUGGUCUGGCAACGGGCUCGUCAGCUUCUACCUCACGCUUAUCCUCAACGGGAUCGGGAUCAAGGAGGCAAAGUACCAGACGCUGAUCAACGGCAUCCUGCAGAUCUACAAUUUCGCCACGGCCAUCACGGGCGCGCUGCUCAUCGACCGCGCGGGCCGCCGCCGCCUCUUCCUCAUCUGCACGUCGGGCAUGUGCGUCGCCUUCACUUGCUGGACGAUCGCGUCGGCAGUGUACGCCAACUCGUCGCACACGUGGGACCCGGCUUGUUUGGCGAAGAACGGCGGCAAGACGAGCAAGUGCGUCGCGCUGGAUGCGAACAAGCAUGCCGGUCAUGCGGUGAUUGCGUUCAUUUUCAUCAUGUAUGGGUUCUACAACCUGGCGUUGUCCCCUCUCCCCAACGCGUACACUGUCGAAAUCGUCCCCUACGUCAUCCGCACAAAGUCCCUCAUGGUCAAGAACCUGACCGUGUCCGCGUCGGCCACGUUCAACCAGUACGUCAACCCGAUCGCGCUCGCGGCCAUCCAGUGGCGCUACUACAUCGUCUUCUGCGUCUUCCUCGCCUUUGAGUUUGUGUUCAUCUAUUUCUUCCUCAUCGAGACGCGCGGGCAGCACGGCCCGCUGCCGCUCGAGGAGAUUGCCGAGCUGUUUGAAGGGCCGUUCCGGUUCGGGUUCCAGAAGAACCCCACGCGCGAGGUUGACGCCGAGGGGAGCGUCGAUGGGGAUGGCAAGGAUGGGGCGGUGGUCGACGUGAGUACGGUCAAGGAGCUGGCGAGUGAGAAGGGAGUCAACAGAUAG